Prosopis cineraria is the source of this 1616-nucleotide messenger RNA. Its product is annotated as protein BTR1-like. Gene Ontology annotation, cellular component: cytoplasm; cytosol. NCBI's taxonomy places the organism in Eukaryota, Viridiplantae, Streptophyta, Magnoliopsida, Fabales, Fabaceae. Gene Ontology annotation, biological process: regulation of gene expression. Bases 269 to 1273 code for a protein of 334 amino acids. The transcript is spliced from 8 exons. The record is from RefSeq and is a predicted model, not a curated record. Gene Ontology annotation, molecular function: mRNA binding.
CAUGUAGGAAAGAGAGAGCUGCUGGAUAUGUAGUCGGGGUUCAAUCUCUCUAAUUCCAUUCUUCACUUCGCUUUCACACCGUAACCCACUCCUUCUCCUCCUCCUCCUCCACCUCCAUUUUCGGUCUUUGGAUUUUGUAACCAAAUGGAAUUUGCGGCAAUGGUUUGAGCUUCUUCUGUUGCUUUUGUUUGUUACGCUGUUUCUGUAAAUUGCCCUUUCUUUCUCUUGGCAAAAGAAGGCAGGAAAGACAAGAGGUUGAAGGAUAGUAAUGGAGUCAACAGAAUCUCCCUAUGUGUCAUCUCCUGAGGGACCCAGGAAACCCCCCUUGGCACAACCCAAUUCCCAUGCUCCAGAUUCCACAGAGAAACCAACAUAUGUUCGGUUUCUUGUUUCAAACGCUGCAGCUGGUUCUGUUAUUGGAAAGGGUGGUUCAACUAUCACUGAUUUCCAAUCACAAUCUGGAGCACGAAUCCAAUUAUCUCGCAAUCAUGAAUUUUUCCCUGGAACUACAGAUAGGAUUAUUAUGGUAUCUGGUGCAAUAAAUGAAAUUCUAAAAGCUGUAGAACUUAUUCUUUCUAAGUUGAUGAGUGAGCUUCACAGUGAGGAUGACAAUGAUGGUGAGCCAAAAACAAAGGUAAGACUCAUUGUUCCAAAUAGCUCUUGUGGAGGAAUAAUUGGCAAGGGAGGUUCUACCAUUAGGUCAUUUAUUGAAGAUUCUCAUGCUAGCAUCAAGAUAUCUCCUCAAGAUAAUAAUUAUUAUGGACUGAAUGAUAGGCUAGUGACAUUGUCUGGAACUCUGGAUGAACAGAUGCAUGCAAUUGAUCUAAUUGUUUCCAAGCUUGCUGAAGAUCCACAGUAUUCGCAGUCCAUGAACACUCCAUUUUCAUAUCCAGGUGUUGUCUUCUCUGGUUAUCAAGGUGUUCCCUAUACAUAUGUGGUUCCUUCUGUUGCAACAACACCCUACAAUGGAAUUAACUAUAGGCAAAAUGGCGCGGGAGGAAAAGUCCAGAACAGCAAGGAGGAGCGGAAUAACUCACUGACAAUUGGUGUUGCAGAUGGACAUAUAGGGCUGGUAGUUGGUCGUGGGGGGAGGAACAUAAUUGAAAUUAGUCAGAUUAGUGGGGCAAGGAUAAAGAUAUCUGACAGGGGUGAUUUCAUGACCGGAACAACUGAUAGGAAAGUUACCAUAACAGGAUCCCAGAGAGCAAUACGCACAGCUGAAGCGAUGAUAAUGCAGAAAGUUGCUUAUGCAGCUGAGAGGGCCAUGGAGUAGUAGGCAAAUACACUUGUAGUGAACCUGCUUGCUUAUUGCUUAUACAUUUGCUGUUUUCUUAGGUUUUUUUCACAUAAACUACUUAGUUGAUAAGUUGAGAUCUGAAUAUUGUAGUUUGACAGGGAGCAAGAUUUUGUUGUUAAUUUGUAGGGAGAAAAAUACUGCCAGAUAAAUUGAUUGGGGAGGUACACUACUGCUUUUGACCAUGUGUAGUAAUUAGAAGCAUAUUCUUUUUGUUACAUGUUGUAAGUCAACAUUUACUUCAUUACCUGGCCUUGAGAUAGGAUUUGAGAAUCCCUGCUCCUUGUUAAUGAUUUAGGAAUUGAGUAUUCACUUGUGAGAA